UUAGUGCGUAAACAAGAGAGUGACCCAGAUUGGAUGGGAGUUUAAAAAGUUCUGUUCCUACGAGAUUCAUUUUCUUAACGGAGUACACACAUAUUUCCUAUUGUGUUUGUUGAUUUUAUUAUACUGAAUAUUAUAACAUUCAUGGCUUACUGUGUUUGAUUUCGUGUUACUAUUCUUUGGGAUUAUCACCUGUGUACAGUCAGGAAGUAUUUGCUGACAAGAGUUACCGUUAUUUGUUUAUUUUUUUUCAAAAUAGAUUUUGUUUUUACAUAUUAUUCAGUUAUUUCUGUUCAGUAAUUCAAUAUUGGAUAAUGUCUAACUUGGCAGAAAAACCCUAGAAUAUUUAUUUUCAAGCAAACUGGAAUCUGGAUUAAACAAAUAAAAUUGUAAAAGUAAAGGAGUAAAAACUAAAAAGGUGGAAUAAUUUUCAGAACAGCAUAAGAAUCCCUAAGUUUAGUUCACAUCUGGAAUAAAGAUGUGAAUUUGUAAAAACCAUGCCCAUGAAGGUGACUGUUUGCUUCGAUAAAGUUAAAGUGCUAGUUCCUUGUGGUGAUGGUGAACUGCUGGUCCGUGAAUUAAUAGAGAAGGCUAUAACACGGUACAAGAAAGCAAUAGGAAAAUCGACAGAUUAUUGGGUCAGCGUACACACUGUAAGGACCGUCAAUGAAGACUCGAUCCUUGAUCCUGAUGAUACACUGUGUGAUGUGGUCGAUGAUAGGGAACAGCUUAUAGCGGAUUUUGAGGAACAGGGUGGUCCCCGUUCUCAUCAUAAUGGUGGGGAUGGGCAAAGUGUUAGUUCGACGGGAACCGGGAGUCCCGAUAUAUUUGCUGCGGAAUUAGCCAAUCACAAACCUAAUCAUCAUCGAGGGUACUCUUUCGACAGCCAGAAUGAUGUGAUUGUUACAGACAUAGAUAUAAGUUCAGGUUCUGGUCUAACUGUUCGUAGAGGGAGUGAACCUGCCCUUAAUGUACUGGAAGAUGAAAACGUCACACCUUCAAAACAGAACAAACACAAUAAUAGAAGCUUUGAUGACAAUGCUGGACACAAGAAACAAGAUAGUACAAGUUCUAUGAAUGAUGGCAGUCACAAACCAAUUAUCAAAGGAACGUUUGGGCAAAAGGAACGUGAGAAGACGCCCCCGUUCAGCAGGUUUGCACGGGAUUCAUGGCGUCAGUCACUCGGAAAUCAACCCAACAUGUUCAAAUGGCUUGAGGCUCAAGAAAGGCAGGAAGACAGAAUUAAACAGCAUCCAGAGCGGCCAGGCCCAGUAGGUGGCAGCACUAACCAUGAGGAUGAAGUAGAGGGACCAGUCAAACCUCCCCUGCCUCCAGCUAAAAAGGAAGUUGGUAUAGUGCUAUGUUUAAAGAACGAUGGUACGCCACUUGGUAUACAUGUUGUACCAGACUUCAAUGAGGCGGGAAAAGAGAGUGGACUAAUGGUACAAGGUAUAGAGCCAGGUGGUCGCAUUCAUCAAGAUGGCCGCCUCAAAGAACACGAUAGAAUUAUAGAAAUUAAUAACAUAGAUCUUCAUAACAUCACGUUCCCAAAAGCUCAAGAAAUAUUUCGAAAUGCAAUGAAAACAGAAGAGGUCAAGUUAAAAGUUGUGAAACAUUCUGUUCAUGCUGUACCGAAAAAGGUGCCACCUGCAAUACUUCCGAAGCCGAGAGGUCACUCGCCCACAAAACCUAGUCCACUUACCUUGCCACCACAGAAUCUGGAUAUAAACUCUCCGAUCACAAGUCCUGAAGAAACUAGCACACCACUCAACAAAUCCAGUGAACAUAACUCUGACACAAAUACUGACAAGUCAGUACAUGUAAAUCAUAGCAAACAGAAUUCAAUAACAAGUUCUAAAGACAGUACCUCGUCAAAUAACACAUCUUCUCCGUCGAAAAGAGCUCCACCUCCAGCACCCCCACAACGCCACCCCUCCACCACUUUGUCUUCAAAUAGUGCACAUGAAAAUGAUACAGACUCUAAAGCUAAUGUAGGAACUGCUGAAAAAAGUAAAUCAAGGUCAUCAUCACCAUCACCAAGUGCUUCGGGAACUUUAACAAAAAAGCGUGAAGCAAUUAUCGCACCAACAAAUACUAAAAAGAUAGGAAAAAGAUAUGACAUAGAGUUAGUGAAAGGCCCUGUGGGCCUCGGAUUUAGCAUAACCACACGGGACAAUCAAACUGGGGGACCAUCCCCUAUCUAUAUAAAGAAUAUCUUGCCAAAAGGAGCUGCUGUUACAGAUGGAAGAUUAAAAGCCGGGGACCGUCUUCUGGAGGUGAACGGUAUAGAAAUGACGGGGAAAACUCAGGGAGACGCUGUUUCAAUUCUACGCAAUACAACACUAGGAAGUACAGUACACAUUGCGGUGUCACGUCAAGAGCUAGAAGAAGAAGAAGAUGAAGAAGAAGAGGAUGACCGAUUUAAAGUUCCGCGAGAAUUGCAUGAUUCUAAUACCAGUGACCUUGAACCUGCCAGAAAUGACCUUGAUCUUCAUCGUGACCUUUUCCAGCCUACAGACAAAGCUGAAGACGAUGGUACAUUGGCCGUGAUGAAAAACAAGGAACUGAUCGAGUUUAACAUACCAUUGAACGACACUGGUUCUGCUGGGCUUGGUGUAAGUGUGAAGGGGAAAACCCUCACGACGGAGGAAGGGACACGGGAUCUGGGAAUCUUUGUUAAAGCUGUGAUACAUGGAGGUGCUGCUUCUAAGGACGGUCGUUUACAAGUUAACGAUCAACUUUUAGAAGUGAACAGUGCCUCCCUUAUACAACAUUCAAACACCGAGGCCAUGGACAUAUUACGCAAUGCUAUGCAAGUAGAAGGACCCGUACCUGGAUGUAUAAACAUUAAGGUCGCCCGAAGAAUCGGGGCACCUUCGCCCUCCCCGUUCACCUCCCCGGGCUCUGAAGAGGCGGAAUGGGUGAGCGGAGAGAAAGAACUGAAUAACAAUGAUUCAAUGGACACAAGUGAUCCAAUGUUUGGAGACGCAAAUAAAACUCCGGAUAAAUUUAAAAAUGGAGACAUACCAAGUAAUUUCAAGUCUCCAAACCUGUUUCUGGAUCGGAUUAUGGCAGGGAAUGGACUUAGAAAUGAAUCUUACACUAGAGCGACUCAUGAAAGUUACGCAGAAAGUCCGGAACCUUAUCGUAACAAAGGAAAUCUCAUUGACCUGUCAAAGCAGCGACCGAGACCACACUCUACCCUCGGUAUAGAGCGAAGGCCGUUGUCAAGGUCAAACAGCUCCAGCUCUGAAGAUGCGAACAAGGAACCAGCCUGGAUAAAAGGCCCAGACUGGACCCGGCAUGCUAGUCAAACCAGCGAAGAAAGUGAACUGAGUCCAGGGCCAGAUGGUUUUAGCCGAGAUGGUUUUGGCAGACAGAGUAUGUCUGAGAAACGUAAAGGUCACGGUGAUCCACGGAGCAGCGAGAUCUAUCAGAAAGUCAGGGGACUGAAAGAACUUAAUAAAGGCUUACAGCGGUCCAUCCAGCAAAGUGGAAGUUACGGUCGACUGGUACGAGCCGGCUCCGCGGACUCUCUGCUCAGUCGCUCAAACAGCAACAUAAAUAGUCCCCGAGCUCUUGUGCAUGAAAAAUAUGGCUUGUCUAACAUUCGAGGCCCUGCUCCCCCGACCAAUCUGAAGAGGUUUAGCUCCCUGGAGAACCCUCUCUACAAUGGCCCCGACCCUGACCUGAACAUGGGGGGGGGGAAUAAUACUGGUAGCUGGCUGCCACGUAUGGCGCGGAGACGGGGUGGGAACGAGAGUUUCAGGGCAGCUGUGGACCGAUCGUACGACCCAGUUCCAAAACUUGAAAUGGAUCCCUAUGAUGGAGAACCAAAUGUACCAACAACUGCUUUACGGAGAACACAUUCUGGUAAUAUAAUGCGCUCCCUCUCUUCUAUUCAAUUACGGCAUGGUGUAAUAUGCAAGUCGCUUGAUCAUAUAUUUCGUCUCUCCCAAGUGGAAGAAGAAGGUAGUGAAGGUGGGUCAAUAGGUCGUGACCCCAUUAAUUCAGCAAGGUCAUCCACUAGUGAAGUGUUCACUGAAGAUGGUAAAAAGAAAGGGGGGAAGAAAAAUAAAGAUGCACGGAAAUCAGGUGGCCUUUUGAAAGGCUUUUUCAAGUUUGGCAAGGGAAGGAAGACUCCAGUAGAUGAGCUGGGUAAAGGGUCAAAGUCUGGAGACCACAAGGACAACCCCGAUGGAGAGACUCGCGCUCAUAGAGAACACAUAGAGCAUGAGGAACAGAGAUGGAGGCAGGCACAGGCCGAGCAGGAAAGGGCACAACAUGAGUACAGAUAUUUACAGGAGCAACAGAAAGCCCGGCAGAUGAACCAACAGGACCAGCCUCUAUCUCAAGGUCAUGCGUUCAAUCCUCCGGAACCCCAUAGUAUGGGACACUCGGCACCAGUGACCAGUGGCUCUGACCUUCACAGAGAUAAUGCAGUGUCACGUGCGGAGCGUAUUCAGCAGUUACGUGCGGACCAUCAGCGUCGGCACCAGGCGAGACAAGGGCAUUACCCACAGGAAGAUAAAGAAGAAGAAUACGAACGUAUGAUACAAGAGGAGGAGAAGAGGGCUAGCAGAUUUACUAGUGACCAAGACUAUUUCUUUUAUCAGAAAUUUGGGCAGAGUGCAAUUCCCAGUCAAAUAGAACAGCAAGGUCAGAGGUCACGACCUUCAAGUAGAAAUCAGAAUGAAAGACCAAACAGUAGACUAGGAUCAGCAGAUUUCGUUCAGGGUACCAGUAAUUAUCAGGAUUACAGAGACAUGCAGCCGGGAAACAGGCACAUUAGUGACUCAAAUAUAUCUAAAUAUAGUAAUUUUUAUCGUCCCCCAUCUCGGGGGCAAACAUCAUUGACUGAUAUGAAUUAUCAGCAUCAGACUAAUCAACAUCAUCAACAAAAUCAGCCGCAGCAUACGUUAGGGAUACUUCCGCGAGGCCCCACCCCAUCACAUGAUAAACAACAGCAGUACCCUUUUAGUAAUCAAAGGGGUCAAACUCCUACUAAUGAGUAUGACCGUAAUGUUAACUCACACCAUGCAAACGGAAAUUAUCAAGUGUUUCAUCGAAUUCAAGCGCCACAAAAUGUUUCUGUAGGAGAAAGGCGAAAUUAUGCAGACUAUGAUGAAAUUCGAAGGGGUAAUAUGAAUGUGAAUAGAACUAACUUGACCUCAAAUAGAGAUCAUGUGACUAGACAGGAAGUGCCGCCACCUAGUGGUGGAAAUUAUAGUAACUCAUCAUAUGCAUACAGAGAUCCUGUUUUUACGUCAGUGGCGGGAAAACGGCCAGUGAAAUCAUUAUCGCAACAACCAAAUUCAGCAAAAGUGUGACAGAUUGUGGAAGAUCUUUAUAUGCCAUAGACAGAUUGAUUUAUUUACACAGAAAUUACCGGAGUGAAAACAGAACUCUUCAUUAUAUCAUAACUUAAUUCUCUUUUCCAGAAAUUAUAAUAUGUAAUGAAGAAAAUUUCUAAAUACCUUGAAAAGGGGAUUUAAUACAUUGUAUAUGUAGAUUUUUUUUAAAACUAACCUUCAGGUGUUACAUAUUAUUCAUUUACAAAAGGUACAAAUUAAACAAACACUGUCCAAAAUAUUGAGACAAAGUUCAAUUUAUAACAAAAAUAGAGAAUGUCUUUUGUUUUUAGUGAUAUUUAUGUUACUUGAAAUAUUUGUAUAUUUACAUUAUGAAAUUAUUCAAGACUAGAUCUGCAU
Ruditapes philippinarum (Manila clam) is the source of this 5708-nucleotide messenger RNA. Its product is annotated as partitioning defective 3 homolog. NCBI's taxonomy places the organism in Eukaryota, Metazoa, Mollusca, Bivalvia, Venerida, Veneridae. Gene Ontology annotation, molecular function: phosphatidylinositol binding; protein binding. Gene Ontology annotation, biological process: establishment of cell polarity; intracellular protein localization; establishment of centrosome localization. Gene Ontology annotation, cellular component: apical plasma membrane; adherens junction; apical junction complex. The coding region runs from base 495 to 5327 and encodes 1610 amino acids. The transcript has 24 exons. The record is from RefSeq and is a predicted model, not a curated record.